Molecule: messenger RNA, 1326 nt
Organism: Calidris pugnax (ruff)
Lineage: Eukaryota; Metazoa; Chordata; Aves; Charadriiformes; Scolopacidae
Gene: RIDA
Product: heat-responsive protein 12
Exons: 6
Coding region: 38-442 (134 amino acids)
Cellular component (GO): cytosol
Molecular function (GO): deaminase activity
Source: RefSeq, a predicted model, not a curated record
CAGAAGUAGUAGCAGCAGCGGCAGCGUAGCAGCAGUUAUGGCUUCGAUCGUGAAGAAAAUAAUCAACACUGCUAAGGCUCCCGCUGCUCUGGGUCCCUACAGCCAAGCAGUGCUGGUAGACCGGACAAUGUACAUUGCAGGACAGAUAGGUAUAGAACCUUCCACCGGGCAGCUUGUCUCUGGAGGGGCAAAGGAAGAAGCUAAGCAGGCUCUAAAAAACAUGGGAGAAAUCCUGAAAGCUGCAGGCUGUGACUAUGGCAAUGUUGUGAAGACUACGGUUUUGAUGGCAGACAUGAAGGACUUCAAUGACAUUAAUGAGAUUUACCAACAAUUUUUCAAGACAAACUUUCCAGCCAGAGCAGCGUAUCAAGUUGCCGCUUUGCCAAAAGGUGCCCGAGUUGAGAUUGAAGCUGUUGCCGUUCAGGGACCUCUCCAAGCCUGACUAUAAACAGAGACUGAAUAUCCUCCAACAGCAGUCUUCAGAUUUAACACUUCUCCCUAACAUCCUAUUUCUACAAUUGACAGCAGUUACGUGCAGUUGGAAUCACUAAACUUACUGAGGAAAGGUGCUUUCUUCUGAAUUGUGGCCUUGGAUUCUCAAAAAUAAUAAAUUUGCAGUGAGUUCUGUGCAGGCAAACCCUGAAACCUCCAGGAGUCCUGCUAAAAUCAGCUGAGCUCAAUUGCAGGACGGGGCCUUUACUUUGUGGCGGUGACUGGAUAUUCAGAUAUUAAAUACAGGUUUGGGUGAACAUGACAGUUAUACUGUGGGUCAUCUGGACAUGGAAAACUGUAAUGAUUUGUAACAGCAGGUUUUUAGUAAGAAUUUCAAAUAAGAAAAAAAUGACAAAUGGUAAACAGUAGAACACAAAUUACUUACUCUAUAUAUUUUCACUUAGGUGUUUUGGGGAAUUUUGCUGGAUUAGUUUCUGAACUGUCUUAAAGUCUUUCUUUACAGAAUAGAUUACAGUUGGGACUUUUUUUUCAUAUGGAAGCAAUUACUUAAAAAAGUUAAUAUUAAUUUCAGAAAAAAGAAAAUUAUGCUUUUCUGAAACAAAGUGCUAACUUUAUAAAUCAGCUGUAAAUUAAUCUCUACGUGUAACCUUUUUCAUAAUCGUUUUCAUAGAAUUCAACUUUUACUAGCUUUUGAUUUAAAAAAAAAAAACUAAAACCCAACUAAACACCAAAAAAUAAUCCCAUUUCAUGACAAUAAAUGAUAAUUGCAUCUGUAAAAUUGUGUUUGUCGAUUCUGGGAACAAACUUUUCUUGGUUAUGCUUUGAUAUUCCAUUACAAAAAAAAAAUAAAUCCCUAUCUUGCUUCUUCAAUAA